Molecule: messenger RNA, 585 nt
Organism: Vanrija pseudolonga
Lineage: Eukaryota; Fungi; Basidiomycota; Tremellomycetes; Trichosporonales; Trichosporonaceae
Exons: 2
Coding region: 1-585 (194 amino acids)
Source: RefSeq, a predicted model, not a curated record
AUGCUCGGCCUGACCACUCAGGCCGGUGGCAUGGCGGCGCUGUUCAUCAUUGGAACGGUGAUGGUGAUCCUUGUCCGCCGGAGAUGGAGGCAAUCGGCUUCGAAGAACCGAAACCAGAACAACGCCAUGGAGGUCGACUCGGCACCCGUAGAGCCCUUCGUGUCGCCUGCCGCCGAGGCGAGCGUCGGCGACAGUGGCAUUCCCUCGAUAUCCGAGGCGCGUGCCACAACGUUCGCUCCAGCCCCUCCUCCCAAUGUCCACGCCAAUGACUCUACCUCAUGGGAUGCGCAGCCUCCUCCCCGUGUCACUCUAAAUCACAGUCACCAGAGCGACCACAUCCGUUACCACCCCCCCGCUGCCCCACCCACCGAGGCUGAACCUCCCUCGUACGAUCCGGGUUGGCGUGGUGGCCUCGACUCUGCCACAGGUAGUGAUGUGGAAGCGAGUGUAAGCGCAGGUGUAGCCGCGCGUGGAGGAUCAGGUACAAGCCCCACUGAGGCCACUGAGAAAAGAGCGCCUCAGGAGACCUCUUCACGUGGUGGCGCCUCCACUGGUAAAGGUACUUACCCCUCCGAGAAGCAGUAG